AUGAGCUCGUCUUCUGUCGACAGCUUAGAGGGGGAACCGCGGUACGUAUUGGAAGACGUGCACAUCGCCACCCUUGUAUGUCCUUUUUGUGAGAAGCGUUUCACCGGAAACCGGAGCUACAGCGGCAUAUGCAGCAACUACCGUCGACAUCUUCUUAUCCAUACCCAUGAACGUCCGUACAAGUGCCGUUAUUGCGGUGCGGGAUUCACCACGAAACCUAACAUGCGACGGCAUAUUCGUUUUGUACAUCCGCUGAUGGUUGACUCCACCUACGCCUCAAAAGAUGUAGAUCACUCAUCCGUCGUUGUUUCUCCUCGCACUAUGGAGAGCGCGAAGGAAGGUGGUAUUGAGGUGCGUAAUGAACUGUACAACUCAUUUUUGGUGGAUGGAGAGGACAUUCCGUGCCCGGAGUCAUUGGUUCAAAAAACGAUGGAGCAACCUUUCAGUAUGCUAGGAACUUCAUUGAAUCCAUAUUCCAGUCAACCGACAUUGGCUAAUCUCGGCCCAAAGUAUCUUUCUCCACCCGAAGACAAAAAUAAUGUAGAGACUUGCCAUUAUUGUGGCCGGUGUUUUUCUUGGCUCAUGAUUAGACUACUACACGAACGAAGAUGCUCCCGGCGCAAAGGUCUGCUAGCUGCCAAGAUUGAAAAUGCGACUGAACACACUUCUUUUCCAAACCAACCACCAGUUUCUGUAGAUUCACAGAGUAUUGAUAGCAAAGUAGCGCACUGCCCAACUUCUAUGGGCAGCACACCUUCCGAUCUUCUGUCUAAAUCCUCACCGCUGGACACUAUACCCAAACCGAUAUUUGUUUGCAAAGAUUGCGAACUGGAGGUGAGCAGUCGCUCAAAAUUGAGGCGGCAUCAGCAAUAUUAUUGUCCUUUUCGUGAUGAUGCUCACGCAGAUCUCCUCACUGACGUUCUUGUUGAUGGUGAUGAUGCUGGCAGGAUUAAUCCUGGUAUGGUAGGAAGUAACCGCAAAGUGGAGUUCACAUACGCACACCAACUGACUGAGAGUGUUGGUUUGAAAUUUAUCAAUAAUGCUAACAUAUCGUCUUCAUCGAGUGAAAGUAACAUGUAUGAAGAAAGGUAUGGCCUUGCCUUACCAGAAGAAAUGGAUGAGGAUAAUGGGGAGGGGAAAAGUGGUGAAGAUGAGUUUAUCUGGGCGUAUGUAAGUAGUGUCGAUACUUCAAGCUCUGUUUCUUUAAACUGUGUGCCUGAAGGCCGAUCUUCUCCCAAAAGGGCUAAGGAGGAUACUGGGAUUGAGCACCAGAGGGACUAUGGGGAUCUUUUAGAUGAUUGUUUACACCUUGAUUUUAAAAGACGACGAGGUGGGAACAAACGAGCGCGUAGAAUACUCCUUAAACGGAUGCGUGCAAAACAAGUACAGUUACAAGUGGAUGAUCGAAAAGCUACAUGGGUAAGCGAAAAUAGUCGAAGUUAUUUGAUUGGCGGUGGAAAGGUUGACUUUGCCCAGCCAGGUACUCCCACAGAAUCCUGUGAAUGCCAUCAGAAUGAUUGUCCUACCGCAUUUAACAUGUCUACACAUAUAUUUCCUUCUGUUAGCACAUCUUUGAGGAGCUCAAAAAAAAAGAGGAGGGUUGUUAGUUCCAACGGCGGAGAACUGCGACGCUAUGGUAGUGAAGAUGUUAAUAAAAGCCGAGAUGACAAUGUUUUUGGGAUGAAAUGGAGCUUAGGGCUUAGGAGUCGGGCAGAGGCGUUAGCAAAUUCUACAUUGAAAAGAGUGACACACCAUUCAUAUGUGUGCCCCUUCGACGGAUGUCUUGGGCGUUUCAGUAGGCAAAAGUACUGGCUUGCGCAUGCAGCGCGGUGUCAUCCAGUUGAGUGGGUUCAGUACCAAAAAAGACUCCGAACUGAGGAAGAAAGAACAAGGGAUAGAGGAUAG
This is a messenger RNA of Phytomonas sp. Hart1, 1905 nucleotides long. Lineage: Eukaryota; Euglenozoa; Kinetoplastea; Trypanosomatida; Trypanosomatidae. The record is from the annotation of a GenBank genome assembly.